AUGCCUAGUCCUUCGCCCAAGCCAUCCUCGCCCAUCCCCUGCGCGCGCAGUCGCGCCCAAACCCUCGACAACUCUUGGCCACCCGCCAACAACCCAGAGCAAGGCCCCUUCCUGCCUCUGCAACCACUCGACAACGUUCCCUCUGCCGCUUAUCUCGAUACUCCCGAGAUAUUCCAGCCGACCGUCAGCACCGGCCCCCUCCAGCUCGUCGACUCGAUGCGCCUCCAGACAAUCCACGAUACCAACUACAUCCCAGUCGGCCUGCGCGUCGUAGACCCCAACGGCACAAACAACGCCGGCAACGUUUACGCUCCUCUUCCCAUCGGUAACUACAGCACCGGUAUUGCGUUCAGUAUCGGCCAUGGAGAGCGUAUGCAGGAUGUUUAUGAGCGGGCGGUGCAGAUUACCGGCUCGCAGAGGAUCAUGGGAAUUAUGUUUGCGCCCGGUUCUGACCAGGGUACUGUCAGGGAUGUGGAUUGGAGCUUUCUAAGCCCGCCUGUGGAGGAUGUUUAUUCUGAUACGGGACGGGUUGAUCGGGAGAGGCAGGAGAUGGAGAUUGACCUUUCAGUUGUUGAUCACGAUCUCGAGACCUUCAGGGCUCGCGAGGAAGAAGAGGUCAAGGCUGGAGAGACCAAAUCUGCAGGGACCGAGACAUCUGGAGAGCCUGAAGUCGAGGACACUGGUAUCAAGCUUCAUCAUAUGAUCAAGGAGAUGAUGCUGGAGGACAAGAAGGACAAGGAGGACGCGAAGUGA
Messenger RNA from Fusarium coffeatum, 753 nucleotides. RefSeq lists its product as uncharacterized. Bases 1 to 753 code for a protein of 250 amino acids. The transcript has a single exon. The record is from RefSeq and is a predicted model, not a curated record. NCBI's taxonomy places the organism in Eukaryota, Fungi, Ascomycota, Sordariomycetes, Hypocreales, Nectriaceae.